CGGGUGGGCGGAGCGGGCCCCCCGAGCGGGGGCUGGCGAGCGCGGGGAGGGGGCCGAAAGGGCGGCAAAGCCGGCGCGCGCCCGGCUUGGGGCGGAGGGCGGAGGCCCACGGGCCGGAACAGCCGCGGCAAGUGGCGGCGGCAGCGGUGGAGGCAGCUGAGGCGGCGGCGGCGGCGAGCGGGGGUCCGGGCGGCAGCGGCGGCGGCGGGUCGAGGAGCCGGGCGCGAUGGAGCGGAAGAGGUGGGAGUGCCCGGCGCUCCCGCAGGGCUGGGAGAGGGAAGAAGUGCCCAGAAGGUCGGGGCUGUCGGCCGGCCACAGGGAUGUCUUUUACUAUAGGUGAAUGAACGUGCCGGCCGGGCAGGGCCCCAACGGGCGUCUCCCAGCGGCCUCUGCGGCGGCCUGGGCGCCCCGACCCGGGCCGCGGCCUGGGCCCCGCGCGUGCGUUGUACGUGCAUGCGUGCGUGCGUGCCGGCGCGCGGCGGGCGCUUGGCCCAGUGCGCGUGCGUGCCCGGCGGGCCCGAGCCCAGUGCGCGUGCGUGCCCGGCGAAGCCUUCGCUCUGUGUGCUUGCGCUCCCCCCGCUGCCGCAUGGUCCUGGGACCGGCCCCGGGUUGGCGGCGGCCUUUGUUCGGCGGCCGCGGCGAAGCGGCCGGCUGGGCAAGGGGCACCCCGGCACGGGCCAGAUGCCGCUGGGAGGCGGGGGUGGGGGCUGGGCUGUCCCUUUGGUUCUCGUGGGGCGCUCCUGGGGCCGCGCGCAGUCUGGGUCGGGUGGGGAUCCCGGGUUUCAGGGAGCAGGGUUCCCUCUGGGGGACCAGGGAGGGCUGCCUAGAGAUGCAGGUUUCUGGGCCCUUCACAGGGUGGCCUGGUCCUGGAGCUGCGUGUCUUUUAAGAGCCGCCCCUCCCCCAUCCUUGGGCACCGUGGGUAGUGGCCUCUCCAGUCGCCAGACCGGGGACGCGGCCUUUGUGAGCUUCCCUCACCCAAACUGGAGGGAGGGCUGCCCUUGGCCCGAGAAAGGUGGCAGGGACCCCCCCACCCCCAGUGAAACAGAAUCAGUAGGCGGCUGGAAGCCCAGCCUCAGACCGUCAGCCACCUGCUGUUUGCCUUUUCCUUCCUUUUUUUUUUUUUUUUCCUCUUGAUUGGUGGAAGAUGCUUUUGUUUCUGAGCCAGGCUUGAUGGCUCCCUCCCCUUUGCUUUAGGACCCUGACAAAAGAAAAGCAGGCGGGACACCUGCCACGUGUUGAAUGCCUGCCAGGUGUUGGGGGGUGUGCAGCAGGUCCUGGGCCUUUGCUGUCCUCGCUUUGGGAGGAGUGAAGGAAGUGAGCAGGGUAAGGAUGGCAGCUCAUCCAGGACAAGCUCAGGUUCUAGUGUCCAAAGAGUGCUGGUGGCCCUCCAGUGUGUACUGUAAUUGGCUGCCCCUCUCGUAAUGUCAAGCAUGAAAUAGUGGGGUUACGAUAAUCUUUUAGGGAAACGUGUGUAUUCCCCCUCACUGCGGCUGUCUGUGACGUCACUCCCUCGCUGGCUGUUUAGAGAAGCUUCCUUCUGGGUGCGUGAAGAGGCCUCUCACCACCGCCCCUCAUUUAAUUCUGAGCGCACUUGUGUUCUCACUUCUUCCUUUUAGGUCUGAAGAAUGAGGCAGGUCUCUGUUCCUCUAGUCCUUUGUUAAUUUAACAGAUGCCUCUGCAGCACAUGCUGGGUGUCCUGGCCAUUCAGCUGGGAGUGAGACCUGGGCCCUCCCCUCGUGGGUGACAGCUGGUGCCCCAGCCAUCACCCCGUUGCUUUCAUAGUUAACAGGUGAUGACAUAUGCAGAGAGAUGUGGGGGUCUGUGAGGGGCAGAUUGAUGGGAGUGCCUGGUCGAGCUGGGGGCGGGUCAGUGAGGGCUUGUCUGGGGAGGCAGCACAGAGGUGAGCCCUGGCAGUGGGGCCAGGAGGAGGGUCCAGGCAGCGCCAGCAGCCUGUGAGGAGGCUCAGGAGCUGAACCGGGGCCAGCGUGGCUAGAGGGCCUCAGCCUGUCAUCGCCUCACCUCUUGUCCCCACCUGCCUGGGAACCUCUCCGGGCUUCCAUCAAGUGGGACCCCGCUCCAAGGCCCCGCCCCCGAGCAUAGGGGUCUGGUGGUAGGGAACAGCUCCAAACUGGGGCUGGACAGAUGGAAUUUCAGUUUUCCCACGGCUCCAAUGAGAGGUGAGGGCCUGAGACAGGAUGCAGGGUGCGGGGUCCAGUGCCACUCCCAGGUCUCUGGUGUGGAUGACCUACCCUGUCCCAGCAGGUCGGAGGUCUGGGGGGGAUGUGAUAUCUUUUCUGGAAUGUGGGCCCUUGGCCUUCUCACCACCUGAUGCCGAGCCAGGUGUCUAGGCAGGGAGCACAGAUGGAUUUCCCUGGUUCUCUCUCUCUCUUUUUUUUUUUUUUUAAUAUUUAUUUAUUUGGCUGCGCCAGGUCUUAGUUGCGGCACAUGGAAUCUUCGUUGCUGCUUGCGCGAUCUGUAGUUGUGGCAUGUGGGAUCUUUUACUUGAGGGAUAAGUAUCUAGUUCCCUGAGCAGGGAUUGAACCUGGACCCCCUGCAUUGGGAGCGCGGAGUUUUUUUUUUUUUUUCCCCGGUGCGCGGGCCUCUCACUGUUGUGGCCUCUCCCGUUGCGGAGCACAGGCUCCGGACGCACAGGCUCAGCGGCCAUGGCUCAUGGGCCUAGCCGCUCCGCGGCAUGUGGGAUCUUCCCGGACCGGGGCACGAACCUGCGUCCCCUGCAUCGUCAGGCGGACUCUCAACCACUGCGCCACCAGGGAAGCCCGGAGCGCGGAGUCUUAACCGCUGGACCACUAGGGAAGUCCCUUCCUGGUUCCUUAAUGCAGAGGGAAAGCAGAUCUCCGGUGCUGUUGAGUCGGACAGACCUGUCCUUGGAUCUUAGCCCUGCCCCUAGGGAUGUGGAACCUUGGUUUGCUAGUCCAGAGAGUGGGAGAGAGCCAGUGUGUUCUUUGCAGGAGAGGUGGAGCGACCUCACAGACAGUUCUGUAGGACUCACCCACACACCCCUCCAGCUUGGUGACCUGGCCCUCAGGACUGGGAGAUGGCGGUGGAGCAUCUGGUUACAGCCGAGCAUUUUCUUUGGAAAAAUCAUCUCCCUGCCUGACAUUUACAAUCCAGGCAAGAAGUUGAGGACUUGGAAGUUAGCGUCAUUCUUUGGGGUGUGUGGAAUAGAGAGGACUUUCCAGAGCUUUUUUUGUUUUUUUGGCUGCACCAUUGCAGCAUGCAGGAUCCUAGUUCCCUGACAAGGGAUAGAACUCACGCCUCCUGCCUUGGGAGCGUGGAGGCUUAAACCACUGGACCACCAGGGAAGUCCCAGAGCUCUUUUUUUUUUUUUUAAAUAAAUAAAUUUAUUUAUUUAUUUAUUUUUGGCUGCAUUGGGUCUUCGUUGCUGCACGCGGGGUUUCUUUAGUUGCGUCGAGCGGGGCUACUCUUCGUUGCUGUGUGUGGGCUUCUCAUUGCAUUGGCUUCUCGUUGUGGAGCAUGGGCUGUAGGUGUGUGGGCUUCAGUGGUUGUGGCACGCGGGCCCAGUAGUUGUGGCUCGUGGGCUCUACAGCGCAGGCUCUGUAGUUGUGGCGCAUGGGCUUAGUUGCUUCGUGGCAUGUGGGAUCUUCCCGGACCAGGGCUCGAGCCCGUGUCCCCUGCAUUGGCAGGCAGACUCUUAAUCACUGCGCCACCAGGGAAGACCCCAGAGGUCAUUUUAAAGGUGCAAAUACUCAGGAAAGCAGGAAGUGCUCGGCAGGUUGACCCCCCUUCCUUGGGCAGCGGGCUCAGCUUGGCCAGAACCAGCUUCAUCUUGCUGUUUGGGCCUCACUGGGCAUCUCGGGUUACAAGCCUCCUUAUAGGCCUGGGGUCAGCACUCACUCAUCACGGCUCGUACAGCCCUGCAUCCGGCCCAGGCCCUGGGCUCCGCGCUUGGUGCUGGCUCCAUCCCCAUGACGGCCCCAAUGCUUCAGGGUCCUGCCGAGGGCCACCAGGCUUCUGGCUACCUGUCUACUCCACCGGCCCGAGCGGGAAGAAGUUCCGGAGCAAGCCCCAGCUGGCGCGCUACCUGGGCGGCUCCAUGGACCUGAGCACCUUCGACUUCCGCACGGGCAAGAUGCUGAUGGGCAAGAUGAACAAGAGCCGGCAGCGGGUGCGCUAUGACUCCCCGAGCCAGGUCAAGGGCAAGCCCGACCUGAACACGGCCCUCCCGGUCAGGCAGACGGCGUCCAUCUUCAAGCAGCCAGUGACCAAGAUCACCAACCACCCCAGCAACAAGGUGAAGAGCGACCCCCAGAAGGCCGUGGAGCAGCCCCGGCAGCUCUUCUGGGAGAAGAAGCUGAGCGGCCUGAAUGCCUUUGACAUCGCGGAGGAGCUCGUGAAGACCAUGGACCUCCCCAAGGGCUUGCAAGGCGUGGGUCCCGGCUGCACGGAUGAGACGCUGCUCUCGGCCAUUGCCAGCGCCCUGCACACCAGCACCAUGCCCAUCACCGGGCAGCUCUCAGCCGCCGUGGAGAAGAACCCCGGGGUGUGGCUCAACACAGCCCAGCCGCUCUGCAAGGCCUUCAUGGUGACCGAUGAGGACAUCAGGAGGCAGGAGGAACUGGUGCAGCAGGUCCGCAAGCGGCUGGAGGAGGCGCUGAUGGCCGACAUGCUGGCUCACGUGGAAGAGCUGGCCCGGGACGGCGAGGCGCCGCUGGGCAGGGCGGGCGCUGACGGGGAUGAGGACGACGGGGACCAGGAGGAGGGGCCCGACCAGGACCAGGAGAUGGAGCACGUGUAGAGCAGGCACUGGCCGGGUCCCAGCUCCAGCUCGCGCGGGCAGCGACCACGAGUGAGGGGUGGUCUGGGUCCCUGGGGCCUGCCUUGUGCCAGUGGCAGCAGUGCUGGGCCGGGCGCCUCCCGAGAGCACCUGUCUUCAAGGAGGACGGCCUGCCAGGCACGGAUGGUGCCCUCUCUGUCCCUGCACGGGCCCCACCUGCCUGCCCUCCCGCAUGGGGCCACCUGCAGACUCGGCCCUCACCCUGCCCAGGCGUGUCCCCUCCCCUGGGCCACGGGGACAUGGCUGAAGCACGGCCUCUCGCCUGAUGGACCCCCCAUGUCUGCCCCUCCUCGGGGUCAUGGCUCCACACUGAACUCGGGCCAGCCUGGUCCCCGUGGCUGCUGCCCUGGACCUCUCGCACAGGACAGCUGUCACUGGGCCGCCUGCGAGGCUCCCCGCGGGGCUGGAGAAACAUUUGUGGAACUGUCUCCCCUCCCGACCUGCACACAUGAGGGACGGUAUCCCGGACCGCCCAUCAGCCCUUCCAGAAGGGGAUGCAGGAUGGCUCCCCAGGGCCCACCCGGCGGGCACAGCGCUCCCAAGAGCAAAUGGCACAACCCGGACAUUUUCCUUCAGUAAAACUCAUGGUAGAGGUGAGGCCGAUGUCCACGUAGCUGCUUAACCUUCUGUCUGUUGCACACGGAUGGGAACUCAGGCCUCAGCGCCUGAAGACCUCACUGUCUGCAGCCCGGCCCAGCCUGAUGGUCAGCGCCGCGGACAGAGAACUAACUGCUCACGGCCGGACUCGGGCCAGGCUCCAGGCCAGCGCCGCCAUCGGCUGACCUCCAGGCCUCAGUCUCACCUCAUAGAACAGGGACAGUGGCGCUGAUCUGGCAGGUGUGGGGCCUCCCACUACCUGGGGCUUCUGCAUCCCCAUCCCAGGCGCGUUUCCUGGCCAGUCCUGGGCAGCGGCCUCUGUGGAGCAUGGGGUUUGGAGGCGGUCAGAGUCACGCUGUCCCCCCCUGCAGCAAGUGCCCCUGGCCAGGGGAGCUUCUGCUACCCUGAGUGGACCCCGGGCCAGCCCCCUUCCCUCAGCCCCAGGAAUGCCCUUGGGGUGGCCCCCAGCCCCUCCAUCGCCUGGAGACACGAACCCCGGGCCGGUGCAGCCCCAGGGCCCACCAGUCCUGUCCCAGCCCUGCCACACGCGCGGCCGUUACUGUCGGGGGGGCGGGGGAGCCUGGGUCGCUGCCUCAUCGGGCCAGACACCGUGGGCUGCCGUGGCCUGCCCGGCGGGGUGACAGUGGCAGUGGGAGCCCCUCGGGGCUGGGACUCGCUGCCCACUCCCUCCAAGGACUCUGGCCCAGGAGGUUGGGCUGACUGCAUCCUUCCUAGUCCAGUCAAAGCACAAAGCCCUGAGGACUGCGGCCGCUGCACUGCGGAGGCUGCAGUGACACUGCCGGGGGCCAGGCCAUCACGGGCCCCAGGAAGGCCCCUCCACAGAGGCUGCGGCCCCGAGGGAGGCUCCUGUGGGUGGGGUUGAAUAAAGCGUGUCGGGCCAG
Molecule: messenger RNA, 6316 nt
Organism: Orcinus orca (killer whale)
Lineage: Eukaryota; Metazoa; Chordata; Mammalia; Artiodactyla; Delphinidae
Gene: MBD3
Product: methyl-CpG binding domain protein 3
Exons: 6
Coding region: 3615-4778 (387 amino acids)
Molecular function (GO): DNA binding
Source: RefSeq, a predicted model, not a curated record